Messenger RNA from Sinocyclocheilus anshuiensis, 2516 nucleotides. It is a transcript of the gene sspn, whose product is annotated as sarcospan (Kras oncogene-associated gene). The record is from RefSeq and is a predicted model, not a curated record. Lineage: Eukaryota; Metazoa; Chordata; Actinopteri; Cypriniformes; Cyprinidae. Gene Ontology annotation, cellular component: sarcolemma; dystrophin-associated glycoprotein complex.
AAAAUCAUGUGACUGACUCCAGGCGGUUAUGAAUAGAUUACACAGUGUGUUGCAGGAGGUUGGCAGGACUCGAGCACUCGCCCACGUGUUUGCCAGAGACAAGAAUUGUUUCCUGUUUAGUUUUCAGGGAAACUAGUAGCUGUCGUGUGUUGGAGUCCCCCUUUCUGUCUUCCCUCCCCUUUCCAACCCUCCCUCCUUUCCGUCUCCUCUUCUGUGCUCUAUAUGUGGCUCUUGUGGAAUCUGCUCCAAAUGUUUUCCAUAUUAGUUCAGAGUCUUUUCUGAUUCCGAAUAGCAGGGAUCGCGUAGGGAGCAAAGCCUCCAGUGAGGAGGGAGGGGAAGGGCAGGGCAAGGGAACAGUCCAGUUAAGAGAGCAAAAGAAACACCAGGCGAGAAAGAAAAGGAAGGACAAACAGACAGAGGGCGAGUGCAAGAACGUCCAGUCGGCCUCAAAGGAAGAUUAAGAAUCUCAGCACGAGACGGGAGGAAUUAUGGGGUCGGCUGGAGGAGGCAACGCAAACGCUGGCAAGGAGAAGAAGGGACAAGCAGAAACUGGAGGCCCAGUGCCGGAGGAAGCCCAAAAAUGUUGUGGCUGCCGCUUUCCUUCGCUGGUCGCUCUGUUACAGCUUUUGCUGGGCGUCGCAGUAGCUGCUGUGGCUUUCCUCAUGGUUGCCAUUAGCUCCUCUCUGCUGGCCAGGGAGACGCCCCACUGGGCCGGCAUCAUUAUGAUUGUGGUGUCUCUGCUGGGAUUCAUCCUCUUCUCUGAUGAGAGAGCGUCGGCUCAAUUUAUUGUAAAGCUCCUGUACUUCUUCCUGUGCACGAUGGGGCUGGUCAUUUCCGCAGUGGUCAUCGCCUUCCAGUGCUACCAUUACGCCCUGACUAACAGCUACAGCUGCAAGGAAAUGGGGGAGCAUUGUAUGUGCACCCUGGACCCUGAGGAUCCCAUCGCCCGCACUUUCUCCUACAGCGGUGUGACAGACUGCAGUGCCAUCGUAAGCACUCUACCCAUGUAUUACCUUCUGCAGAUGGUGCUGAACCUGGCUCAGGCUAUCGUCUGCCUGGUGGGGGCCUUCCUCUUAUGGAAGCACAGGUACCAGGUGUUUUUCGCUGGGCUACAGACGGGAUCUCCUUCUGCCCAGAAUUGGCAGAAAGUUUAGGCACUGAGAGAUUUCUCUGGAGAAGUAAACGUGUGGAGCGUGGGAGUGUUUGUGCCUUUAGGGAAGAAACUGUUUGCUGCAAUAUUUUAUGCCAUGUGAGCUUUUAUCAAAGCAGCUGAAUGAGUCUGCGUUUGUAUUGCCAUAUUAUAAUAUUUUGGAAAGUUUUAUGCAACCUUUAGCGUUAUUGUAUUUUUCUACAUGAAAAUUUCCGCUUGUCGAGGAGAGUAUUUUUAUCUAUAAAACCAGUAAGUGACACAAAACGAGGCCUGACAUUUUAGGAAAAUGAGCGACACAAUCUGUUGUGGCAAUGGCAUGCCUAAAUUUCCUUUAAUUGCCAGCAUUAAAUUUUGCUUAGUCAAAAAACCCAAAACACCUUAAAAUGCAAUUAUUCACAAAUUUACCUUUUUUUCUAACUUCAGGUGCAUUCAUCAUUUCUGAGACAAAAUCCCUGGUUGUUCAAUUACUGUUGGGAUUAUUAAAAUAUUUUAAAAUUAUGCAAUAUAUCAUGUAUUAAAUUAGAUUUCAUAUUUGCAUUUUUUAUUAUGUGAAAGAAUAUAUAUCGUUGAAUGCAUAUAUAUGCAUAAUUUUAAGAAAUUAAAAUAUUAUAGUAAAAUAAAGUAAAAUACUGGUUUCUAACUGUUAGACUUACAAAUCUGAUUUUAUUUAUAACUUCUAGUCUAUUAAUAAGCCAUAUUAAACACUCAUGAGAAUACACACAGAAGCAACACUCUUUAACAUUUCUUAGAUGAAACAUGAUUUCUAAAAUAUAACAUAUCAGUUAAUUGAAUACAGUACUGCUUUAUCUGAAGAACUGUCUAGAGCACUUAAAAAACAAAAGCACUCUGUACACAGCAGUCAGAAAUAGUAGGUGUGUGCAGUGACGAGGCUGGACAGGCUUGUGGACUGAAGUCACAGUUCAUACACAGCUAGUGAACAGCAGUCAGUCAGGGAUUGGGGGGAUUCAAAGGGGUACUUUGACAAACAGCAGGUCACUGCCUCCAGAUUCAUGCAAUGGCCUUUAACCUUUUUUUAUUUUACAUAUAGGUCUAUUGCAUAUUUGAAAUUUGUGGCGAGGUGAAAAAUGAGCAAAUGUAAAGCCUGACAAUCAAACCAAAAAGCUCUGUUUGUUAUCAUUAAGUCAUUGUCAAUGAAGCUUGUAAACCAAAUUAAAAGAACACUGCCAACAGGAAGAGAGCUGCCUGAGGUGUUAAAAGAGUCUGUUGCUUUAAAGAGACCUUCAGUCUGGUGUUUGGAAGAGAUGCAACAUGAUGCUUCAGCACAGAAAAAAAAACCCCAUAAAUGUAAGCUUUGUAUGACUCAUCUUUCCUUUGAGCUGAUUUCUAAUAAAAGGCAUUUACAUAA